UAGAUAUUUCUGAAGAAAGGUCAACUGCAGAGAAUUUGGGAUGGCGAAAUCUUCAAGAAACACACGCUUCAGUUUCUCUAAACUCAGGAGAAAUCCAUCAGCAGCUGACAGGAGGUUCUGCAUGACGUGGAUCAGCACGAUGGUAAAAAGACAAGUGGAGAAGCAAACUGCAGAACUGCGUAGAGAGUUUUCUCUCAUGAAUCAGGCCCUGAGAGAGGAGAUGGCAGCUGAGCUUCAGGAACAGCUGAGAGAACUAUUGUUAGAAGAAACAGACAAGACACCAUUGUGCUGCAGCAAGCUGGGCUCGGACCUGAGAUUGGCGUCGAGGUGGCAAAGGGAAAUGGCGGGAGGAUUCGAAAACACUGACGAAGACUACGAAGAUGGGGAGAUACCAAAAACAUUAGCCUUUUCUGAAACACACAAUGACACAAACAGCAUGUUCAUAUUGAGAAAAAGCCCGAAAGAGGAAUCCUUAAAGAUUUCAUUGACCAGUGAUUCCAGUGACACUGACUCAACAAUUAACAGAAACAUCUCCAAAGAUGUACAAGGGAAGCCAGACUCAGGUACAUGCAAGCAACAGAAAAAUCAGAGCUCUUCCUCAGAUGUCACUCCUAUCUGGGACAGCGCCGCUAAUCACUUCUGCACUACGCAAAGCUUCAUUUCCAGUGAAUUCAGCCAUGAGAGUGAGGAUGAUAGUGUAAGAGAGGCUUUGAUGAUGGACAACCAGUGGAAGGAAUGGUUGGACAAGCAGGAAAUGAAAGGAUACAGCCACAAAAAAAAGCCAGUUAAAAGUCAAAACAAUAUGGAAAAACAGGGAACGGCAGCAUCUGGUGUACCAGAGAAAAAAAAGGAUCAAAACUUGAAAAGGGGUGACACUAUGAAGAGAUUUAAGACAUAUAUCAGUGAUGUCUUUAGCUCUCAUGCAUCGCAUAAGUGGAAGAAGUUUGAAAAUGAAGAUGGAAGCUCAUGAAAAACAAAAAACAAAAAAAUAACUGAUAAAA
Molecule: messenger RNA, 1001 nt
Organism: Maylandia zebra (zebra mbuna)
Lineage: Eukaryota; Metazoa; Chordata; Actinopteri; Cichliformes; Cichlidae
Source: RefSeq, a predicted model, not a curated record